This is a messenger RNA of Cordyceps militaris CM01, 2112 nucleotides long. RefSeq lists its product as uncharacterized. Gene Ontology annotation, cellular component: nucleotide-activated protein kinase complex; nucleus; cytoplasm. Gene Ontology annotation, molecular function: protein kinase binding. Gene Ontology annotation, biological process: signal transduction. The coding region runs from base 1 to 2112 and encodes 703 amino acids. The record is from RefSeq and is a predicted model, not a curated record. Lineage: Eukaryota; Fungi; Ascomycota; Sordariomycetes; Hypocreales; Cordycipitaceae. The transcript is spliced from 3 exons.
AUGGGCAGCUACACUUUCAAGUGGGAACACCCCGCCGAAGAAGUCUACGUUACUGGUACGUUCGACAACUGGACCAAAAGUAUCAAGCUCGACAAGCGAGGCGACAUCUUCGAAAAGACUGUCCCGCUUAAAAUCCCAUCCGACAAGGUCUACUAUAAGUUUGUUGUCGACAAUAAUUGGACCAUCAACGAAUCAUCUCCUAAGGAGGCUGACGAGGAGGGCAACGUGAACAACUUCGUUACUUCAGAAGUCAUUGCUGCUUCAGCCCUUUCCACCAACAUCAUCAAUACCGUCGGGCCAGGAUCCACCACCGCUACAAUGGCCAGCCAACAGCCCCUUGAGAAGGAUAAGCUUGUAGGUAUUAACCCUCUUCCUGCCUCGGAGACCGGAGUCAACCCCAUCAACUUGAAACCUGGCGAAAAGGUUCCUCAGGAGCUCACUGCCGGCGAUAUCCACAAGCAUGUCAAGCUGGACAAAGAGUCAUACGAGAAGAGUGACUCUCUUGUCGGAAUUACCAACCCGGCUGAUGUACCUGCCGCCAGCGCCAACCUCAUUCCCGAAUCAGGCUUACCAAUGCCCCAGAACGCGACAAUCAACACGGUGGCCCCUGGCGCUACUACUGCUACUCUAGCUGGUCAGGUUCCCUUGGAGUCCAAGCCUACGGCAAUUAACACGGUGGCCCCUGGCGCUACUACUGCCAUUCUAGCUGGUCAGGUUCCCCUGGAGUCCAAAGCUACCGAGUCUACCUCUGGCGCCGAGGACAAGAAGAAGAACAAGAACAAGAAGAAGAACGAGAAGAAGAAGCAGAAGAAGGCCGCCGCGGCCGCUGCUAACGGCAAUGGCCAUGACAACGGCAACGGCAACGGCAAUGCCACUACUACAGAUGCCGACGACGACCAGAGCGACGCCGCCGAACAACCAAAGGGCGAACACAGUGCCGCCGCCACUGCUGCUACUGUCGGUGGCAGUGUUGCCGCCGUUGCCGCCGCCGUUGCCGCUGGUGCUGCUGUUGCUGCUAGCAAGGUCAGCCAGCAGGCGGCUCCCACUCUAGACGCAGCCAAGUCUGCUGCCACCGAGGCCAUCAACAAGAACCUGCCCGAUUCCGCCAAGGAAAAGCUCCCUGAGCAGGCCAAGGAGCUGCUUGGCCUGCAGGAGACUGCCAAGGGCGUGCCCCCCGAGGUCAAGGAGUCGAUCCAGGAGGCUGGCAAGAGUCCCGAGGCUGCUGCGAACGCGGCUGCUGUUGCAGAGGAGAAGGCUGUUGAGUCUGAGCUCCUCAAGGAGGUCCAGCCUGUUCCUGCGGCCGCUGUGGCCACGGCCAAGGAGCCGCUUGUCCAGCAGGAGACUGCCAAGAAUGUGCCCGCCGAGGUUAAGGAGUCAAUCCAGGAGGCUGGAAAGAGUCCCGAGGCUGCUGCGAACGCAGCUGCUGUUGCAGAGAAGAAGGCCGUUGAGUCUGAGCUCCUCAAGGAGGUCCAGCCUGCUCCCCCGACCGAAGCUCCCAAAGCUGAGGACAGGUCCGCCGUGGCUGCUGUCGGUCAGGCUACCGAGAAGCCUGCUGAGACCAUCAAGGCCCCUGCCCUCGCCCCCAUAGCCCCUGUCCUAGCUCCCAUCACUGCUCACCAAGCUGGACCUGCUGAGAACGGCGCUGCCAAAGCCGCAGGGGGAUCCUCCAUCCCCAAGCCGACUGAGCCUAAGCCAAAUGAGACCAAAGUCACUGUGUCGAAGCCGGUGACCCUCACUCCUGCUCCGCAGACUACUGAAACCAAAGCUAUCGAUGCCACUCUCGACCAGUCCUCCGAGACUAAGUCUGCAGAGCGCGCUAUCCCCCAAGUUGCAGAGGUUCCCAAACCCGCCGAGACGAUUCCGACCAUCUCUAAGCCCGUUGAAACCAAACCCGUUGAAACCAAGCCCACCGAGACCAAGCCUGCCGAGACCAAGCCUCCUGCACAGUCAGCCACGACUACCGAGCCCGCUGCCAACGGCUCUGGCCUGAAGUCUACCGUUGCCACUGCCACGGAUAAGACCCAGAACACUGCUCGCAAUGUCGACAAGAAGAAGAGCCGUCUAAGCACCUUCCUCAGCAAGAUCAAGGGCAAGCUGUCGGACAAGAACUAG